AUGUUCAUCACAACAGCGCUCGGAGCUUUCUCCACAUUCACCACGGCUGCCCGAUGGGUCAUCAACAACAGCGCAGCCAUUGGCGAUGCAUUCAAAGCCGUCAAGAAUGUGGCAGAAGGCUUCACGCGAACCUCUGAAGAUKGAGAUGAGAUUUUCGUUCCUCAUCCUGACGCAGACGACAACAAUGACCCCUCAACAAAGAACAUUGCAUCUCUUUUAGAAGAGUCCGUCGACAAAAUUAAGGAAAAGGCCGAAAAAGUUUCAGCGCCAGAUAAUUCUCACGGGAGGAUCACAUCAAGUAGUGCGCUGACUGGUCUUUGGCUCCAUCCGUCCAACGUUGUGGAAGAGGGAAAUGUUCCGUCUCACGAAAUGUACAGAGAAGUGGCCCGCCAUUUGAGUGAAGAGGGCUAUCCAAUGAGCUUUGUACUAGACGGCGGGAGUACGGCCGAUGUUCCAUACCGACUGGCGCAAGCCGUGUUUGCCAAUUCUGCUAAGUCAAAGACGGUCCAAGGACCUAAUACAACGCGACUUAUAGAAAACAACUUUGAAAUCGGAUCAAAAGGCGGAAAUUGCAAAAUCAAUGCCAAAUUUGUGCAUUACAUCCUCCCGCUCGGAAAGGAAGGCACGGAGGAUGCAUGGCACGGAAUGCUGUGUGCGAAUAGAAGCUGGACCAAGAAAUUUGCAGCCGAUCAUGAGAAAGAGCAGCAGAACCAAUUCUACAUAUCCGACACAAAACCCCCAGAUGGGCCAGUCUGGGUCCUCACCUGCGAGAUCGACUGGAAAACUGUGAUAAUCGCGGGAGAAUGUCAUUGGAAGUUGGGUGAGGAGUUGCGGAAGGCCAAUAAUUACUAUAUUUCAAUGUCAAACCUUGAAGCGACAAUUCAGACUCUCAAGAUUGUUGCGAGUGCCAACAUCUCGCCUGCUCAGAUUCGGGCCUAUGUGGAGGUGAAGGCGGCCGAAAUUUCGAGAAGCGUCAAGACGGACAAGGCCUAUCUGCUCGAUGCGGAUACCGAGCCUUUGAUGGGCCAGAGCCCGACUGUCUUCGUUAAGAAUUCUUCUUUCAGGGGAAGUUUCCAGACCACCAGCGAUUAUCUACUGGCCUACAAUCGGCAUUUAGAAUCUAAGAAACGGGCAGCUGAUGAGAGACUGAGUAUGCAAGAGGCAGAGAUGAUUGAUGUCAAGGAUUGUGGCGGAGUGGAUAUGUAA
Molecule: messenger RNA, 1206 nt
Organism: Aspergillus pseudoviridinutans
Lineage: Eukaryota; Fungi; Ascomycota; Eurotiomycetes; Eurotiales; Aspergillaceae
Exons: 1
Coding region: 1-1206 (401 amino acids)
Source: RefSeq, a predicted model, not a curated record